Molecule: messenger RNA, 987 nt
Organism: Recurvomyces mirabilis
Lineage: Eukaryota; Fungi; Ascomycota; Dothideomycetes; Mycosphaerellales; Teratosphaeriaceae
Exons: 1
Coding region: 1-987 (328 amino acids)
Molecular function (GO): hydrolase activity
Source: RefSeq, a predicted model, not a curated record
AUGUCGUCCCUCUUUGCCCCAGGCUCAAUCUUCGAUCCUCCAUCUGAACUUCACCUACUGGUCACUCAACCAAUCAAGACUCUCAUCCGGUUCCUGGACUAUGGCUUCUCGUUGCUACAUUCGUCACCAAAGCCUGGCUCACCACUCAUCAGAAUAGUCUGCAUGUCCGACACCCAUACUCUCCAGGCUGCCCACGUCCUAGACGGCGAUCUACUCAUCCAUGCUGGAGAUAUGGGUAACGAAGGCACGCCAGUCGAACUCCAAGCACAGAUAGACUGGCUAGAUCAACUGCCUCAUAAGUAUAAAGUUGUCAUAGCCGGUAACCACGACACCUAUCUCGACCCACGAAGCCGAAAGACGCUCUCGCAACAAGAUCAACAACGCACGAUCAACUGGAAAAGCAUUCGAUACCUCCAGCACUCCUCCACGACACUUCACUUCGGUGGCGGCAGAAGACAAUUGAAACUUUACGGCGCUCCGCAAAUCCCAGCCUGCGGUGGUUCAAACUUCGCUUUCCAGUACCCGCGCGGCCACGAUGGCUGGUCAGACACAAUACCGGACGAUACAGACGUUCUAAUCACACAUACGCCGCCGAAAUACCAUCUCGACCUGCCUGCAGCUCUAGGCUGCGAGCACCUGCUCCGUGAAGUCUGGCGAGUGAGACCAAUUCUCCAUAUCUUUGGCCACGUCCACGCUGGCAGGUCUGAUACCAUGGGCUGGCUCAAAGGUGGUAGAGAGACAGUGCAAUGGGGUAAAGGUCAAGCUUGCCUGGAACAUGCUAUGACUCGACCGAAGGGUUUCAUUAGAGCAGUUCUGGACCCUCGGGCUUGGGUAGAUGCGGUGAAAGUGGUGUAUCAUGGUGGUGCAGAAGUGCUGUGGGACCGGAUAUGGGGUGGGUAUAGUGAGCGGACGAUCAUGAUCAAUGCGGCUUUGAUGUACAACAAUACUGGACGUCUUGGGAAUGAGGUGCAGGUUGUUGAUAUAUGA